Molecule: messenger RNA, 1182 nt
Organism: Arabidopsis lyrata subsp. lyrata
Lineage: Eukaryota; Viridiplantae; Streptophyta; Magnoliopsida; Brassicales; Brassicaceae
Exons: 3
Coding region: 29-1027 (332 amino acids)
Source: RefSeq, a predicted model, not a curated record
CUUAUCAUGUAGAUAAGCUCAAAACCAAAUGAGAAGUUAUAGUGAUCCUCAGAACACAAAAGUCACUGUCAGAUUCAAAGUCGGAAAGGCUGUCUUUCUUGACCCGGUCGCGUUCAUCCCCGUUGUUCAUCAACCACCUUCAUCUAAUCUUUACUACGUUAUAAGGCAAAGCGGGAAUCACAUAGGUGAAGCAUGUGUUAGUGCAAAAGAAGGGGACAGAGCUUCUUGUUGCAUGUGCUUUACUUAUAUGCCUGAUGCUGAACCAAGGCCUCUAGAUCCUUUUGACAUAAACCAACAAUUUGAGAUCCAUCAAAGUGGAUCAUCAACCCAGAAGUUCUUUGCUACAUCUGUUGCUUCAGACGGAAUACCACCUCAGUUCCUGACGAAAAAAGGUUGGGUGGUUAUUUCCUUGCCUAUCGAAGAAAAUGCUUUGAUUGAUGAUGCAAAGGGAAUAGUUGACGCAAAGCUGCGCUAUGAGUUUCCUGAUUUCGAUAAGAGCGUUGUAGUUGGGAAAUGGUAUGUUCCCUUCUUAUUUGUUAAGGAUGGUGAUGCAAAAGAUCAGAUGAAUAAAUCAAUGUAUUAUAGUAUGACGCUUCAGCAAAGAUUUGAAGAGGUUUUCUUCUGUGAAAACGUUGACAACAAUAAAUAUCGUGAGGUUGUAGUUGAUGUGGAGGUAGAAACAGAAGUGGUCAAGCUUGAAGGAGACAAGAUUGCAAGAGAGAUAAAAGGUGUGAAUUCAGAUGGAGUUGUGUGGUUUAGUGUCUCAGCGACUGAUAAGAUUGGUCUUGGGUCUGUGGUCUUGGAGAGGAUGAAAUGGGAAGAGGAGAGGUUUGGUUGGUCGAACAAAGGCGAUGAACUAAGGUCUAGCAUUAAGAGAACUGAGAAAUUUGAAGGCGGUGGACCGCAUUGGAAGAGUUAUAGAUGCUAUGUACUGGUAGAGAGCUUUGAAUUGAAGAGAGCUGAUGGGAGUUUGGUAUUGACAUAUGAGUUUAAACAUGUUGAUAAGUUGAAGAGCAAGUGGGAUUGAGUUUAUUUCAGCUUCUUUGUUUGUUAUGUGUGCAAUUUAUGGUGUGGUCAUUUUAAUGAGAGCUUUAUGCAAGUUAAUGUGUUAUAACUUGAAGCUCUCAUACAUAUUUGUAAAGUUUAUAUAUAAUAAAUCUCCAUGAUAAUGUUUAUGAACCU